AGUUGGCCUUAUUGUCCAGAAGGGGGCGUUUGGCUUUAAGAAUUUUAGGAAUCCGAAUAUGAGAAACUUCGUAGUCAGACUUAACGAGGGAGGAGGUGGGACUUACAGUAAAUUCGUAAAAAAGGACGCUACCCACUUUGAACGCUGGUACCCUCCAGACGAGAAACUUACCUCUUUUGCUAAGCCUGUUUAAUUGCACCCAGCCUGUGAUGGAGCAGACCGGCACUCUCGUAGGAGUUCCCCCUGGACUGGAGUACCUGACUCAGAUCGACCAGAUCUUGAUUCACCAGAAAAAGGAGCUACUGGAAGUCCUCUGCGGCUUUGAGACCAACAACCAAUAUGAGAUCAAGAACAUCAUGGGCCAGACCAUCUACAAGGCGCUGGAGGACACCAACUGCUGCAUCCGCAACAUGUGCGGCCCGCUGCGCCGCUUCAACCUGAUGAUCAAGGACAACAUGGACCAGGAGGUCAUGCACCUGGUGCGGCCUUGGCGCUGCAGCAGCUGCUGCUUCCCCUGCUGCCUGCAGGAGCUGGAGGUACAGUCGCCCCCUGGCACAGCGUUGGGCUAUGUGGUCCAGGACUGGCACCCCAUCCUGCCCAAAUUCUCCAUCCUGGGGCCUUCCAGGGAGACCGUUCUCAAGCUGGAUGGUCCAUGCCUGCUCUGUAACUGCUGCGGCGACGUCAAAUUUGAGCUAAAGGGGAAAGACGGCCAGGAGGUGGUCGGGCGAAUCACCAAGCAGUGGGGCGGCCUGCUGAAGGAGAUCCUCACAGACGCUGACAACUUCGGCAUCCAGUUCCCAAUGGACCUCGACGUCAGGAUGAAGGCCGUGCUGGUGGGGGCCUGUUUCCUCAUCGACUUCAUGUACUUCGAGACAGCUGGAGAUGGAGACAACUUGUGCUCGUGUCUCUUCUCUUGAGCGCCAGCCGCUGGAGGAGUCUGGCCGUGAAGUAACAGGAAGUGCAGAAGCGGCAUUAUUGUGGUAGACAGUCAGCUGGGUGUUACAUCCACAUGUUGUGCUUCCACUGCUCAUUCAUUUAAAACACUGUAUUUCUACCUUCAAUCCGUGUGCAGGUCAGUAUGGCAGGAUAUCGUGGUAUGAAAUUCACCAUUACCAAAGAUCCACCCGUCCAUCCAUUCAUCCAUUGAUUAUACAUAACUGCUUAACAAGGAUGCCUACCAAAAGCAUUAUUAAAUAUUACCCCUUAUAUUAUAGCAGUGUUACACGUAUAACCAAACAUAUUUAGUCGAAAUUUAUAUAGCAAUUUCAUACAUGUUUUAUAUCGCACUUAAUUUUUCCUACAUUUCCUUUUUGACAACUAAUUUUUAACAAGGAGUCCAAACCCUUCCCCCGAAAUUUGCUUCAGGCUCCCGGUCGCAUGCAAAAUCUACCGCUACGGUCCGGUCUGCAAAAUACACGAGAGACACGGUAUACCCACCGCGAUAUCUGUUUCUGGCUGUGGGGCAGCUUGUCACAUUUCACAUUGCAUUGGGCUGGAUACUUCGGAAUGGAUGAAAAUGGAUGAAGCAGGAAUAGUUGUAACGCACGCGAUGUCUUAAUUGCAUCGGAUUUAAAUCCAUGAUUCCAACUUGCUAUUUGUCUACUACUGACCGACAACACUUGGGCUUUGCGUUCUGAAUCAGGGCGGGGUCGGCACGAGAGAGCUAUUGCAAAUACGGGCUAUUCCAAGAUACACUUCAAUAUGUAGUAAUUAUAUUGCAUGUAAAUGUAGUACACGAUGAAACAGUUAUUUUGUAUUUUUAUAUUGAAUUUCAAGUUAAGGCAUAAAAUAUAUUUUCCCUUUA
Molecule: messenger RNA, 1804 nt
Organism: Paramormyrops kingsleyae
Lineage: Eukaryota; Metazoa; Chordata; Actinopteri; Osteoglossiformes; Mormyridae
Gene: plscr3a
Product: phospholipid scramblase 3a
Biological process (GO): plasma membrane phospholipid scrambling
Cellular component (GO): plasma membrane
Molecular function (GO): phospholipid scramblase activity
Source: RefSeq, a predicted model, not a curated record